AUGAGAUUAAUUGAUAAAUAUCCGAUGGGCCAUGCAAAUGAGAGGCCCUUAAGGCAUGGUCAGAAGGAUAUUACAAUGAAUUACGGUCAUAGUACGCAACUAAAAUACAAUUUGCCUGGUAAUCGCAGUACAGCGUUUAAUGGAUUUAAUAGUGGUCAAGCUAACGAUGUUUCAGGCACGCCGUAUCCGAUUGAUGGAAAUUGUGCGAUGGCUCCAAACAAUUUCAAUGUUUCGUCUACACUUUGCGAUGUAGAAUUCAGACCAUGCCCACCAAUGAUCCCGGCAAGUUUCAAACAAAACAGGGUCAGCAUACAGAACAAUCAUCCCUACAAUCAGGGGUAUAUAGAUCAGGGAAGACAAUCGAAUAGUUACAGCCCUCCACCCAUUAACCCGCAGCAUGUCAUCACUGGAAAAGUUGGAAAUAAUGGACAACUUGGUGGCAUGCAAAAUGUUAGUAAUUUGACAAACAUCACUAAUUUGUCAAGUAAUAGUUACAAGCCAGGAUUCAAUAAUGUGCCAAUUGGUAACCCAAACGCAGUUAACACCGGUUAUGGGUUCUAUCAGACACCAAACACCCCUGAUAUUGCCGCAGAGCAUAGCCUCGAUAACGAGAUAAAUGAGUUGCUGAGCGAUUAUGGCAGCUAUAAAUCGCAAAAUGAUGUAUCUCGAUUUAAUAAAUGCACAGAAACUUCCACUCAAUCAGGAAAUGAUGUAGAAAAAAUUAAAAAUGACGAUGGUUUUAAAGAACUUAUCUCGCUGAGUCAGCUGAAAAAAGAUCUCCAGUAUAACCGAGACUGGAGACUCAAAAUUAAUCCUGACGAAUUAUCUGCCAAAUUAAACUCAUAUAUUGCCCAGCAAGCUAAGGUGAAGAAGAGUAAUGAGUUUGGAGAUGUUAUCUCGAAGGUAAAUGCAUUAGCUGUGCAGAUUGAAAAAUCUACAAAAACAUUUUUGGGAAAACAUAGAAAAGCAUCCAACAACAUCGCCAAGUCACUAGAAGAAUUAUGUACAAAGAGCACCAAAUUGGUGCUGAAAGAUAACAUAGAGCCCAUAAGCAAAGUACUAGAUAAUAAGGUAAAUGAAUUUCUAAUACGUCCGUUUGCCACUGAAAAUGGUAAUGAUGAAAACAUAGUGGAUAUUAUAGUCACAGAAGCCAAAAAAGACUGGCAUAUGCAAGCUAUUAAGCAUCUUACUAAACAGGAAUUUUCACUACUGAAGCUGCAAAUGUUGGAGCUGGUCAACGGAAAAACCAAUAUCGAACCCGAUAAACUGUGUUUCAAAGCUUCACUAGUAGGUAAUGAAGAGCCUAGAACCGUUAAAUAUAAAAUACUGCAAGAGGGAACUUUUGGCAUAGUCUAUGAGGCGCUUAUCGGUUCAAUUGUAUGUGCCGUAAAGACGCCUUCUCCUAAGAUGUUGAUAAAAGAUCCGUUUGGUGUAUUAAAGAGAAUAUCUUCCGAGUGGCAUAUACUCUCAAAGUGUAAGCACAAUCAUAUUGUCAAGCUUGUGGGUGGGAUAGUACUGGGAGCAUAUGAUGUAUGGCUUGCAACAAGAUUGAUCGAUGGUGUAGACCUUUACUCUCUAAAACAUAGCAAUGCGGGUAAAAAUAUUUCCAUUAGAGGGUUGGAAAUGUGUAGACAACUAGCAGAAGCUAUUUGCUAUUUGCAUACACCAACUAAAGGGAAGGGCGUGGUGAUACAUAGAGAUGUGAAGCCUGAGAACAUUAUUGUGGACAAAAACUUCAAUAUCACAUUGUGUGACUUUGGUGAUGCAAUAGAGAUUACAGAUGAGGUGAAAAUUGGUGUUAGUGGAGCUACCUGGCUUUACGCGCCCCCCGAAUUGCUAGUUCUUGAUCCGUUAACUUGCGCAAACCUGCACUCUGAAUAUGAGAAGGUGGUGACUGUCAAGUGGGAUGUGUGGUCCAUGGGUUGCGUUUUUAUGGAAAUGCUCAGCUUUCCCAAUCCAUUUUACCGCAUUGUAAAAGGGAAAGAUCCCUACAAAGCGUUAGUGGAGCACGCGGGUAACGGAAUGGUACCUUGGAUUCCAAACUCCCUCUCCUCAACCAUCAUCGGAGAUGUCAUUAAAAGGUCAUUAUCGCUGGAUCCUGCUGAUAGACCUACGGCCGAUGAAAUACUCCAAUUGCUAGGUUGA
Messenger RNA from Babesia microti strain RI, 2145 nucleotides. Its product is annotated as Protein kinase domain. Gene Ontology annotation, biological process: protein phosphorylation. The transcript has a single exon. NCBI's taxonomy places the organism in Eukaryota, Apicomplexa, Aconoidasida, Piroplasmida, Babesiidae. Gene Ontology annotation, molecular function: ATP binding; protein kinase activity. The record is from RefSeq and is a predicted model, not a curated record. Bases 1 to 2145 code for a protein of 714 amino acids.